Molecule: messenger RNA, 528 nt
Organism: Oikopleura dioica
Lineage: Eukaryota; Metazoa; Chordata; Appendicularia; Copelata; Oikopleuridae
Source: the annotation of a GenBank genome assembly
AUGCCAAGAUCCCGAUCGCGCUCCAGAGAUCGCUCAGACCGAAGAAGAAGUCGCUCCCGAGAACGUCGACGCCGUCAUCGUCGGAGACGAAGCUCCUCUUCCAGCUCUGACAUCGCAUCCGAUGUGUACAGCAAAAUGCUUUCAAAGCAAAAACGCACCGAGAAGAAUUACGGCGAUACGGACUUGCGAAAAAAGGAGCGUGAGGAAAUGGAAAAACUCCGUCAAAUCCGACAGCAGGAGCAGAACGAAAUCUACAUAAAACAACAAGUCGACAAACGUGUUGCACUUGAGGUCGGGCUCAAGGUGGAAGAAGAAAUUGCUAGACGAAUGCCCGAAAUCGAGAAGAAAAUCGCAGCGAAAAUCCGCUCAGAGGAAGCAGCGACUCCCCCUGCCGACACCAGCGAUAACAAACUCAACAGAGAACAAGUCGAGCUUAUCAACGAGCUCAAGCACCGCGAGGUCAAACAUGUCGAUCACAUUCACAAGCUCGAAAAGUUUUGUUAUGAUAAUCCGCCGAAUCAGAGCUAA